GCCCCCCGGGCCAACUGUAUUUAAAUAGCGGUCCAAAGAGAGAGAGUUAGCGAAACAAGCCACCAUGAGUUUGAACGAUAAGGACAAGGCUGCCGUCAAGGCCCUCUGGGCAAAAAUUUCCAAGUCAGCUGACGUUAUCGGCGCUAAUGCCUUGGUCAGGAUGCUCACGGUCUACCCGCAAACCAAGACCUACUUCUCCCACUGGCCAGACUUUGCUGCCGGCUCUGCCUCAGUGAAGGCCCACGGAAAGAAGGUGAUGGGUGGCAUUGGUCAGGCUGUGGCCAAAAUCGACGACCUGGUUGGUGGCCUGCUGGAGCUCAGCGAGCAGCACGCCUUCCAGCUGAGAGUGGAUCCCGCCAACUUCAAGAUCCUGUCUCACUGCAUUCUCGUGGAGCUGGCCACCUGCUUCCCCGGUGAUUUCACCCCGGAGGCCCACGUCUCUUAUGACAAAUUCCUGAGCAACGUGGCCCUGGCUCUCUCAGAGAGAUACCGCUAAACUGUCCGCAGUGUGGGAUGCGAUCUGCCACAGGAAACCAUGUAACUCAUGGUGCAAAAUUAUGAAAUAAAUUGCAUACUUCCCAAA
Epinephelus fuscoguttatus (brown-marbled grouper) is the source of this 583-nucleotide messenger RNA. RefSeq names its product hemoglobin, alpha embryonic 5 (gene hbae5). Gene Ontology annotation, biological process: oxygen transport; hydrogen peroxide catabolic process. Gene Ontology annotation, molecular function: oxygen binding; peroxidase activity; oxygen carrier activity. The record is from RefSeq and is a predicted model, not a curated record. Gene Ontology annotation, cellular component: blood microparticle; hemoglobin complex; haptoglobin-hemoglobin complex. NCBI's taxonomy places the organism in Eukaryota, Metazoa, Chordata, Actinopteri, Perciformes, Serranidae. The transcript is spliced from 3 exons. Bases 65 to 496 code for a protein of 143 amino acids.